This is a messenger RNA of Triticum turgidum subsp. durum (durum wheat), 492 nucleotides long. The record is from the annotation of a GenBank genome assembly. NCBI's taxonomy places the organism in Eukaryota, Viridiplantae, Streptophyta, Magnoliopsida, Poales, Poaceae.
AUGGGCAGGGGCAAGUUCAAGGGCAAGCCAACCGGCCGCCGCAACUUCUCCACCCCGGAGGAGAUCGCUUCUGGAACUUCAGGGCGUCCACGCUCGUUUAAGAAGAAUGUAGCUGAAGCAGAAGAGGAAGAGGAAGAAGUGGAAGAAUCUGAAGAGGAAGAAUCCGAAGACGACGGUGAAGAGAAGAAACAUAAAGGAACUGAAGGUGUUAUUCAAAUCGAAAAUCCAAACCUGGUGAAAGCAAAGAAUAUAAAAGCCAAAGAAGCUGAUCUUGGAAAGACAACUGAACUCUCGAGGCGUGAGAGAGAGGAGAUCGAGAAACAAAAAUCUCAUGAGCGCUAUAUGAAGCUUCAGGAGCAAGGCAAAACAGAACAGGCGAAGAAAGAUUUGGAACGUCUUGCUUUAAUAAGGCAGCAAAGAGCAGAUGCUGCAAAGAAACGCGAAGAGGAGAAAGCUGCUAAAGAACAGAGGAAGACCGAAGCGCGCAAAUAA